AAAUGUAAGUCAAAAAAUAUUCCAUACUGCACGCAAAUCAAGGUUCACAGAUUAUUGAAUCAGCUAGAAUAAGAGCACUAAAGAGGUUUACCUCUGGCGAAUAACACGCGCCUUUUAAAAUAGCAGAUCGAUUUAAAAUGUAAAACGCGCGAGAAAAUAUUUUGUGUGUGUCAUAAAAAUGGAAGACGUGGAAGGUGGUUCAGAUGGGGCAAGUGGAAAACAAUUUUCUAUCUGUUUGCUAAUAAGGACUAUUUAUCAUGUUAUUUAUUUUCUCGGAGACAAUGUGGUGGCCUGCUGGGCUCUAAUGAUUUGGUACAAUGUAGGAGACCAAGACCUUGACAAUAAUGCGAUAUACAACCUUAAAUAUUUGGGACCAGCAUUCUUUACGAAUUGGAAUUUUUCGUUUCAAACAAUAUUCCUCGGUCUAUCCCUGCUCUAUGAUUUUCUGGAGUGGGCUGGCAAACACAAUGGUAACCUGGGUACAAAAAUUCACUACUGGCGUGAUGUCCUGUUCUGUGGGUGUGUGCUGCCCUUCACAUUGUUCGUCUCAUCAAUGUUCUGGACGGUCUACGCCAUUGACCGUGAGCUGGUCUUUCCGAAGAUCUACGAUGAUGUGAUCCCCUGGUGGUUCAACCACUGCGUCCACACUAAUAUUCUGGUGGUGCUCGCGUUAGAGACGCUGCUGCAGCCCAGAAGAAAACCUACUGAUGAGAAGGUGGAAGUCACAAUAUAUUGGAGCGUGGCUCUUAUGUACGCUGUUGUAUACUACACUAUAUACUUUACGACACAUCGGUGGUUGUACCAAGUAUUCGGUGUGAUGACAUGGUGGCAAGUCUGUCUUUACCAGCUUUGGAUAUGGGGGUCAUCGUUCGUCUUCUACAAACUUCAAUUCCCAAUCAAUAGACUCAUUCACGGGGAUGAGAGUCAAGAGAUACCGGAGGCUAAUGGAGAGACAAAAACAGGUGAACAAGUAAUGAGCCCAAAAGAACAAAGCGGAAAAUUGAUAACGGAUUUGAAGACUCCACCGUUUUCCACGAGGUCUUGGAGUGUGAAGUUUAAGAAUAUAAGGAACCAAUUCGAGAGUUCACGACUAUGAUAUUGGAAUACUAUUCAUACGGUGUGUAUUAAGGCAAGUUCUUAAGCAUACACCUAAAAGCUACCGCGGAGAACUACUCCGCUGCACGAAAACUAGACGAUGUAAUUAUUUUAAAGUCAAAACUUAUUCUGUAUAUAGAAAAUUUUGCUACAGGCCCUGUUAUUUCCGUGUCUCUUUGUGAUCGAAGAAAUUGCUAUGAUAGUUCUAUUUAUUGAAUGGCAAUUAAAACAGAGAAAAGAGCGUACCAAUUCUUAAAAUAUCGACGCACUCGCGAGCCCUCUGGCACAGUGUCAAUCGGCGGCGGUGUGAAUAAACAUCGGCGCUGCCGGAUUGCAUCCUGUUCUAAAAAAUAUAGAAAUUGUGAUAGAAAAAUGCGCCAAUUGUUUAUUUUUGUAUUGUUUAUUAUUUUAGUUUAUAGUCCUUCUAUUUAAAAAAUGUAAAUCUGUUUCAUUUAGACUACUCGCUUUUUCCCUGUUCUCCGUCUAAUUGUAUUUACGUUGUACUGAAAAGAAAUAUAAAUAUUUUACUUAAAAGUUUAAGCAAAUAAACAGUUUUUUAUGAAUAAAACGUGGGUGUGGGUACGAACACAAUGUCAUAUAAAUACAAUGUACCAAGUCCAAUUUUGUUAAUUUUGAUUAGAGGAGUAUACUUUUUUGAAAAUAUAUUUAUCUUAAGUAAAAUAAUAAUAUAUUUAAUGAAAUAAAUGGCCAUUUAGUCAAUGCCGAAUAUUCUAUUAAAAUAUUAAUUCAAGAAAAGACGCAAACCUAUUGAGAUAUUUUUUUGUAUUUUAUUAAAUUUGUAUUAUUUAAUAGUCGGCCAAAUAUUUUAUAUUACCAUUGAAGUUUAUAUUACCAUCAUAAUAUAGUUUUUUUAAAUAAUUCAUUUAAUAAUUAGUUUUAUAUAAAUUACAUAAAUGAUACCAGAGUUAGGACACCAUUACAUUAUUAUAAUUAGUAAUAUGUGUUACGUGUAACGUUUUAUGUGUUUGUAGAAAUGUGGUGAUAGAAGUACAUAAAUUUUAUGUUAUUU
This is a messenger RNA of Pieris brassicae (large cabbage white), 2125 nucleotides long. Its product is annotated as androgen-dependent TFPI-regulating protein-like. The transcript is spliced from 4 exons. Lineage: Eukaryota; Metazoa; Arthropoda; Insecta; Lepidoptera; Pieridae. The record is from RefSeq and is a predicted model, not a curated record. Gene Ontology annotation, cellular component: endomembrane system; membrane. Bases 179 to 1096 code for a protein of 305 amino acids.